AUGCAGGGCGACCUGUACCUGGAAGACGACGCUUACUUCCAGGAAUUGCUUGCGGGGUAUAAGGAGCUUGUCCCGGCUGGUACAGAGCCUACUGUGCCACUCGCAAAGCAGCUGAGAGAGCAAAUGCGGAUACGGGCUGUGCAACUUGCCGUGGACACACUGAAGCUUCGUGGCGCUGAGGAGCGGGCUGCGGCGCGGGUGGCGUCACGUUACCCCUUCGUUGAUCCGUCGCCGCUGGGUGUUGCCCUGUGGAGUGUCCCUGUGGAGGCCGACGACGAGUUUUGCACGCUCCUGCGGAGCCGAGAGGAAGCGCUUGGGAAGCAGGUGGAGUCGGUUCGCGUGGCGGAAGCUGCGCUGAACGCCCGUGCGCAGGCGAUAGCGAAAGCGGUGCUCGAGCAGGAGGAGAGUCUGGCUGUGGCGCUCCCUUUUUUGGGGAGGAGCGUGAAGGGGGUCCCUCUGCGGGAGUUGGCCCUGAUGUCCGAUCCCGGCUUUGCGGUGUUGGCGGAGCAGCAUGCGCAGGCAUCUUCUGGUGAUGCGGCGGAGCGUUCGCGCCUCGAGCAGGACAUUUUGGAUCAGGCGGGGCGUGUAGCACGUGAGGUACGGGUGGCGCGGCGGCUUGACGCUGUGCGCGGCGAGGACCUGCUUGAGCGGUACCCGUUUCUCCCGGAGGAGCCGGUGCGUGGUGUUCUGCUUGGCGACAUGCGUCCGGUGCAGCAGCCGGCGUUCCGUGAGCUCUCCAACAGGCUGGACGAGCUGCGCCGGGAUCCGUCACGCAAUGCGGCAGCGAUUCGCGCGAUGGAAGAGCAGAUGACCGCGCUGGUGGUGCGGCUGGCCGAGGAGCGCGCGGAGGCGGCGAAGAAUACGCAGGAGCAGUUCCCGUUCCUCCCACGACAUGUGCUAGGCGUGCGCCUCGACGAGCUUCCGUUGCACGAGGAUGAUGCGUUCUCACAGCUGGCACGGCGCCGUACGCGGCAGCUUAAAUACUCAUCGAAUGUGAAAGAUGUUCAGCACACGGAAGAGGAGAUGGCGAAGCGCGUGGAGGAGCUGGCCCUCACAGCGAAGCUCGUGAAGGCACACCGUAUGAGAGCGAAUGAGCAUGUGCGCGCCCGCAACCCGUUUCUUGUGUACGAGGACCGCAAGUGUGUCCCCUUGAGUGAGAUACCGCUUGCCGGCGACGUCAUGUACCAGGGCUUGUUUCGGGAGCAUCUGGCUGCGCUGACAGACGCUGAGACAAAUGCGGCGCAAAUAGCGGGGCUGGAAGGCGCGCUUCGGUCGCGUGCAGAUGAGCUGGCGCUGGGCGAGUGCGAGAAGGAGUUGCAGUUGGCAAUGUACCCAUUUCUUGCAACCCACGAUGUCCCUGGCUGGUCCGACGCGCUACUGCGUGACGCGGAGUUUCAGCAGCUGCGUAACCGUUACGACGAACUGAGCAAAGACCCGCAGGGGAACGCUGAGGCACUCCGCGAGCUGGAGGAUGCAAUGGAUGCUCGAGGUAGAGCCGUGGCGGAGGCGUUGCACGCAGCUGAGGCGAGUGAGGCAGCCGAGCAUAUGCGGCAGCAGACGCUACACCCGACGGACCCUGGUAUCUCCGCAGGCCCUGUGGCACGUGCGGAAGUGCUGGCAGAUGCCGUGCAGGAGGGUGCGAUCCCCUCUAAUGGCACUCUGCGGGAGUUGGAGGGCACUGCCAGGAGUGACCAGAGGCGCUCUCGGUCAUCCGUCUCAGAUGCGACUCGCGUUGAUGAGGUGGGUGGUGAGGCCUCUGGGAAGUGCUAUGACUUCCUGUCGGAUGUGAUCAACGGAGUUAUGCAGGGCGACCUGUACCUGGAAGACGACGCUUACUUCCAGGAAUU
Molecule: messenger RNA, 1847 nt
Organism: Trypanosoma rangeli
Lineage: Eukaryota; Euglenozoa; Kinetoplastea; Trypanosomatida; Trypanosomatidae
Exons: 1
Source: RefSeq, a predicted model, not a curated record